AUGCGCUGGCCUUUGCUGCUCACCUUAAUACUGUCCCUGUUUUUACUAGCAGGAACAUUGGCAGCGCCGGCUUCGGUCCGAGGACGACGCGAUGUCCUUGAGGCCAGACAAGAAAAGGAAACGGAUCCUACACCGGCAGAGAAUGUUGCCAACAAGGAUCCGCAAGCAACCCAAGCAGAUAUAUCAAAAACAGUAACCGAUGUAUCAACAGCCGAAGCUACGACGACAGGCACUGCUAGCUCGACCGUUGCUACAAUGCAUGCUAAAACGCAUGCUACGACGACUACUUCUGCUGCUUCCGCUACAUCGACUGUGCCAUCGCUCGAUGGAACAACUGCAUCUUCUCAGCAGGAAGCGGCAGACUCCACUAGGCCAACCUACUCUGGUGGUCUCCCAAUCAAACCGAAAAUCACGCCGGCAUGGGGUGUUGGUGGAUUUAUACUAAUAGCUCUCGGGGCUGUGCUGACUUUCAUUGGUGUUCGCAAACAAUGGGUCCAAAUCUUCCUCUCUACCGGAUUCCUUAGUGCAUUAGGAGUUACCGUCCUCAUCAUCUAUGUGAUGAGCCCACCAGUCAGCAACGCUGUGCAGGGCGGCUAUCUCGUCGCCGUCUUCUUCACCGGCGCUGUAUUCGGUGGUCUAUCGCUUGUCUUCAGAGAAAUUUGCGAGGGACUGGGCUGUCUUCUAGGUGGCUUCUGCCUGAGCAUGUGGUUCCUUGCCUUGAAAUCUGGCGGCCUUCUUACUGAAGGUGGCCCCAAGGCCGGCAUGAUCAUUGCAUUUACCGUGGGAUUCUACUCCCUAUCAUUCAGCCACUACACAAGGCCAUACGGACUGAUCGGAUGCACGUCUUUCGCUGGCGCAACUGCCUUGGUCAUUGGAAUCGAUUGCUACAGUAGAGCUGGACUGAAAGAAUUCUGGUUAUAUAUAUGGGGAUUGAACCAAAACGUCUUCCCUCUCAAAACGGACACCUAUCCCGUGACACGUGGUAUUCGUGUCGAACUCGCCGCGACUAUCAUUAUCUUUAUUCUAGGAGUAAUCUCCCAGGUCAAACUUUGGAAUCUCAUCAAGGAGCGCAGGGCCAAGGAAGAGGAUUCCCGCCGGGCACACACCCGAAAGGUCGAAGAAGAAGAUGCCGAAGCAGGUCGUCGCCUCGAGGAAAAGAACAUCCAAGAGCGCGCUGAAUGGGAACUCAUUUAUGGAAAUGGAAAGCCGACGGAUGCAAAAUCCGUCUCGGUUUCUGAAACUGCUGUUGGUGACUCGCGACGGGGCUCAGAUGGAGAUGAGUUCGAGCCCUCCGACAACGGCAAGGAGGGUGAGAUCGAGCUCAAGGAAAUGUCGAGUCCGGAUGCUUCCGGUAGUGCAUCUGAUGAGAAGAUCCAUCAGGGUGAAAACAAUACUCGCGAACUUGGGGCUGUGCCGGAGGAGAAUUCAUCUCAAAAGAGUCAGUCACCGGAUGGUGAUCAAGAAGAGGCUGCUGAGAAGGAAGGCCAGUCGGAAGAAAAGAUGCCGAGGCCUACUACACCUGUUGUUACUCAUGUCCUUGGUGAGGGUAAUGACGACGCUUCUGAGAACGGUGCUGACAUCGGCUCGGAGGUUGGCACGCCACGCUCGAGACGGUUGUCUGAUCAAGAAAUAUUGAGCCGGCCCUCCUGGCGGAACAACAAUGGUGUGAUUAAUGCUUUGCAGUCACAGGAGAAUGUAGUGGAUCACGAUGAUGCCAAUUCUUCUGUACAGGGAGUUAUGGAUGAUAUUCAUGAGAUGAGCGUUGGCUGUCCGAGUGUUAUCUCAGAAGCGGAUGCUCACGAUCGUGUUGAGAAAACGCAGCAAGAGAUUAGCACCGCCGAGUCAGCUCAAAAGAAAGACUCGGAAGAUCUGGGGAUCAAGCCAAAUGUCGGUUCACCAGCUGCUCAGGACGCUGAACCCCGUGUCAAUAUAGUCAUAGCCCAAAAGGACGUCGAGAAAGUGAUCACUGAAGAAACCACUGUCAGCCAGACGGCUCAGAAGGUGUCUCCUAUCGAGAGCACAGUUGUUGCCAACAGCCCUUUGGAGAAACCUGCAACUUCCGAAGUGUCGGAGAAGCCCCGAUCACCAAAAACCCCUGCAACGGGUGUUCCGGUAGACACUCCAGAUGCUUCAAGGAAGGCCGAGAAAGUCAAACCUAAAGCUACAUUGGAGCCAUCGCCUCUAAUGGAUAAAGAAGAGGAUAAGGCGAAGGAGACCAAUGAAGAUCGGCCUCCUAUUGUUCAAGCCAUCAAAGCCGAGUUCAUUCCUGAGCCGAAGGUUGCGUCUUUGCCCAAGCCUAAGGUUGAGCCGAAGAUCAAAGUGCUCAAGAAACUAGAUGCAUCAACCGUCAAAUUCAUCCCCGAGCAAACAUCACGAGUAAUCCAUUCAUAUCGCACGAACGAAUGGGCUAAGCAUCUCGCAUAUGCUGACACACCUGAGAUCGAGCCAAUUGAGUUCGAACCUGAGCCUGAGGCAGAAUACACAGAGGAAGUUCACGAGACUGCAGCAUUUGUUGAUGUAGCCAGUCUUCUCCAGACGCCUCUUACUGCACAACCACCACCAAUCGUGAACAGGCCUGAAUUUGAUGAUGUGGACCAUCAACAAUCUGCCUACAUCUCAUCGGUGCCCUCACCGGAGGUCCCUCAGUCCAAGACACAGACCGGCGCGCAAGGUCUCACCACGGCGAAGCCAAAUUUAACCCGCAAUGACUCGACAGCUUCAGCCAACGUGCUACGGUCAGCUUCUAGCCCGCUUCCAACUCAGAUAACAGGAUUGACGUCAAUGCGCAACGUAUCGACUCCUCUGUUGAUGGUCACUACAAACGAGCCCAAAGAAUCAGAGCCAUCGCCACGCUGGAACGGGCCACCUCCCCUCCUCGCAGUUCGCGAGGACAUGGUCCGAAAUCGUAUGUCCUCAACAUCCACCCGCUUUGAUCCCUGGGCCGCACGCAAUCAAUCUCGCCAGUCCCUACCUGAAACACCGCCCCUCGUUUCCCCAAUUUCACCACCGCUCUCCAUCCCCCAAGAAAGGAAGAUAGAGCAUGAACAAGCCCAGCCAAACGAGGACGACAUGCCUCUUUCUAAGCGACGCCUCUUACUACAGCGCCAGUCAAGACAGUCCCCAUCUGGAAGCUUUGACAGUCUCGAGGCUGCCACAUCCCCCGUGCAUCCCUCACCAGUUCCCGCUGGCGAGCUAAAUCGGCCUGCCUCAAGAAUGGCAGCGUGGCGACAAUCGGUCCGCGAGGAUCUCACCCAAAAGCGAGAUCCUUUGGCUCACCAGUCCCGGCCUCUUAGCCCGGCCAGCCCUCCCGAUCAGCAGCGCAAUACAUGGAACUCUGUGCAGCAGAUGCGCGACGCCUCAUCUACUCAGCUGGGCGAUGCCAUUGCAGAUGGCAUGCAGCGUGGCAACAUGGCGGAUCUACAUCGUCAGGCAAUGCGGCCCAAUCGCGCACCCGUGGAGUCAACUCCGUCAUUCGUUCGCGCCCAGCGGCGACAGUGCGUCCCGAUCUCAGGCCCGCCGUCGCUCCUCCGCCCGCCAGCAGUCCGACUCGCAAACCCAGUCAACUACGUACCACGAAUAACCCCAAUAACAGUCCACCCCCACCAAUCCGACGACAGUCUCCCACUCGAUUUUGGCCACUCACGCGACGCCCGCCCCCUCCUCAGCGUCCCAGAGCGACGCCGCAGCCGCCUAACCCCGUCCCCGAGCAGCUUACUCGUCGAGCGCAGCCAGGGGGAAACAGAAAGUGGCCGAACUAGCAUUGCCCUGCCCCCACGACACCGCCGCAGCGAAGACUUCUCACAAACAGAAAUGGCAUUCGCGGGCAGCGCAGCCCGGGAAACUGAGAACCUGCGCCCUCCCGAAGCUGUCCACCUCACGCAGAACGGGACUCGACAGAACGACCGUGUUCGCUACACACAGUCACAAACUUCCCUCCGCUCCCAGUCCCAGAUCGCUUCCGUCCCAUCCAAUACCGGUUUCCCGCCCGCUGAUAUCGCGGAGGAACUCGCUUGGGGCCCGGCUCACCCCUGUUUCCCGCAUCUUAAUCCCCAUGUACCUAUCGGAUCACGAGAGUAUAUGACAACGCGUGUGAUUCGUAUCCGACGCGAUUGGAUGAUUAAGGGUGAUUUGGCACCGACGUUUUCGAAUCUUUAUCCUGAGAUUCUAGAUCCAUUGUUGUCAGAGCAGGAGUUUCGCAAGGUUAUUUCUACUGUCAAUGAUGGUAUCAUCAAGGCGUUUGAUCCGUUCAGUUUUCGGAAUUGGUUCGAUGGUGCGGUGGGCUUAUUGACUGGCUGGGUUUGGGAUGACCUCAAUGCCCCCGCAGCGAAAAGUCAGUUGCACCAAGUCGAGGCUUGGUUGGAGACUUGGAACCGUGAGGUCGGAGCCAAGGAUGGUGUUCAUAUCUGGGGCUUGAGGCGGACGGCGUAUAUGUCGCUUGAUAUCCAGAUUCCUGAUCCUAAGGUCGGCAUUGUACCUAGCGAGGCACCUUCGGCUCCUAAUACCAGGCCAAGUACUGGCAUUGAGGCUGGAUCUUGA
Molecule: messenger RNA, 4536 nt
Organism: Penicillium vulpinum
Lineage: Eukaryota; Fungi; Ascomycota; Eurotiomycetes; Eurotiales; Aspergillaceae
Product: Golgin subfamily A member 7/ERF4
Exons: 5
Coding region: 1-4536 (1511 amino acids)
Source: RefSeq, a predicted model, not a curated record